Yarrowia lipolytica CLIB122 is the source of this 1299-nucleotide messenger RNA. RefSeq lists its product as uncharacterized. The record is from RefSeq and is a predicted model, not a curated record. NCBI's taxonomy places the organism in Eukaryota, Fungi, Ascomycota, Dipodascomycetes, Dipodascales.
AUGGACUCCUCAGGGUCAAUGGUGUUCAAAGUGGACCAUUUCGUGAGUCCAAUUCGACGGAAAAAACGCGUCUUUUAUUCCAAAGACCUCAAGGAGCUCAUUCUCAAAAUCUCAAGGGCCAACAUUGAGCUGUUGGAACGCGACAAACGGUUCUUCCACGCCAAGGUGGCGGCCCAGCUGGAGGAAAAUGGCUACGACAUUGGACGCCAGGCGCUGGCCCGCAAGCUCCGUGAAAUUCUCGACGAACCGCCGCCCAAAAAUGACUCGGAAUACUCUCAACAGUUUGUCAGCGACCUGCAAGUGGUCCGAGAGGCGAUAGGAAAGAGUAAGCAGGCCCGUGUCAAGGACGAACGGCUGCUAUACAAGGGCGACACGGUAUUCGACAGGCCGAUCCAGAUGCAUCCACCCACACAACAACAACAGCAGCAGAGUCCCUCUACACCUAUUCCCGGAGGGGAACAUACCAUGUCUGUGUCUCCUCAGAGUGGGCCGAUGGACUCAUCCCUAGGAACGAACCUGAACGACCCCCGGAGACCCAACGCGGGAAAAACAAAAUCAAAGGACAAACGGCUGCAAUACAAGGGUCACGUGAUCCACCUGGACGAGUGGAGGAGCGAGGAGCCUGGAGGGGUGGGUCGGCAGCGGCAGCAUCAACAACAGCAGCAUCGGCAGCAACAGCAGCCUCAGGCAUCUUCCAGUGGUAUGGCAGGGAUGGUUCAGAGCAUGGGCCAGGGGUUGGGACAAGCUGGUCAGGGACACGGUCAGGGACACAGUCAAAGACAGAGUAUGGGUCCAGGUACUCCUGGUGGACCUGGGCAAGGGCAGGGCAUGGUUCAACAAGGUUCGCCGGUUCAAGGCCAGGGUAUGGGUCAGGGAGGAGGGCCAAGUAUGCCUCCUGGGACUCCUGGACAAGGGUAUGUCUCGGGGCCCAGCAGUAGCGGCCGUCCUAGCCCCAACACUGCCAGUACACCCAACCCAGACUUUUCCGCCUUACUUUCGGACGAUAUCGAUACAGAUCUGCAGGCUGAUCUCGCCCAGGAGCUGAAUCCCAUUGGUCUGGGAUUGAGCAACGUGCAAAGUGUUCAAGGGUUGAUUGAUGCUGUUGGCCAGGUGAGUCAGGGAAACGUAAGUCACGAUUUACUCAAGCGUUUGGUCAACGAAACUGAGGGACUUCGCAACACCAUGGAACGGAGUCUAGCAUGGGAGAAGGAGCGGGCUCAACAGGCGCAUGAGCAGCGGCGACAGCUGAUUGAGCUUCAGAAGGAGCGGGUCGAGUUGGUGAGGCGGUUGGCUGGGUAA